Molecule: messenger RNA, 2122 nt
Organism: Ciona intestinalis (vase tunicate)
Lineage: Eukaryota; Metazoa; Chordata; Ascidiacea; Phlebobranchia; Cionidae
Source: RefSeq, a predicted model, not a curated record
GGACUUACGUAUGCAUAACUUUUACUCUCAGGCUAAUUCCUGAUCAUCAACACAGUAGAAAAUGUAUGUAGCGGUCUACUGUAUUUUAAUCGUUGUGAGAUACACGUACGCGAAUCAAUGUAACGAUCAAGACGUAAAAACUUCUUCUGCUUUGGUGUGGAACGAAAGCCCAACGAAUUGCUCGUUUAAUAUUAAAGUAGUCAACAGCAGCAAUGCGUUGGCAAUGGUGGUUCGUUUAUAUGCUGGUGCUAACUACCAAGGACGAGUCAUGAUCGGAAAUGAAUCUAUGACGGGGAAGGAAGGUUUUUGUCGGAUAUAUCAGCUAAACAAGGCAAGUGACGAAUGGAUGUCUUGCACCAGUGUAUAUAACUCUAAUGGGUUAUGCCAACAACGUGUGCUGAGCGAUAACAUGGACCUUCCAAUACAACUGAACGAUCUAAAAGAUCUAAUUCUUACCACCAACAUAAUAAUGAAAUCAGAUUGCUCAGUUAUACGUGUGGCGGUCGGUAGCUCACACAUGGUAGGUCUGGUUAUAGCUGUUUCCUGUGUUGCUUUAUCAAUCACUGGGAUCUCCGUUGCGUGGGCAUGCUGUACUUAUACCAAAUGGCGAAAAUAUCACGUUAAAAAUGACGCCCCGAUGCUCCAGUUUAGAACCUCCUCGGUAGAGAUUGUGGAAUCACCAUACCAAGUAAUUGGUGACGCGCAAGCUAACAAGCAGACCCACACAACUGUAGAGGAUGUACCGGUAAGCACACAAGCGGCGUGCACAAGCCCGGAUGUUGCGACGACUGUAGAAAACGAACCACAGCAUUAUAUGACACCCAAGUCAUUGCGAAAAUUAUCGUCUGGCAAAAAGGCGGGUAAAAAAUCCGCUAAGAAACGAUUAAAGUCGCAAAGUAGCGUGAGCGACGUGACCUAUGUAUCGAUGAAAAAAUCGCCCAAAAUGGAGAAAAAAGUUGACUCGCCACCACAGACAAGUAAAGCUACAUCAGCGGAAACAAACGAUGGUGUAUACAGCAAAUUACAGUUAGAACCACUAAGUAUGAAUACUGCAUUACCAGUACCGCCUACACCCAACAUUGAUCUUAAAUCACCAAGCACCCCUGGAAUAGAAUAUGUUUUUCCAGAAGAUGAGGAAGAUGAGCAAAAAAAGCUGGAAAACCCGUACGAGUAUAUCACAUCUAAUGAAAGAUUCAACCAGAGGGUGAAGUCUAUAGCGCAGUAUGAGUUUGUAUUUGGAAUUGACGGCCAACCUACAUCUCGCAGUGGAAGCAACGCUUUCGUGGAUAACAAUGAAAAUACAUCUGAAAACUUAGAAGAAGACACAAAGACGGACGACGUAAAAAAGACGAUGGUAAACGAAUUGUACUCACUUUCUCAAAAUGAUAAACGAGACAUGGAUCAAAACCUGAUGAAGUCAAACAUAUUGUACGAACCAACUGAUUUAAACACAAAAGUUACAAUCAUUGAGCCGGGUGAAGCAACACAAGUGAAAAAACAUGGGGGUGGCAACGAAAUGGAUGAUACAAAGGAAAAGGAAAUUCAGAUUAAUCUACUGUACGACAGUUCACCGAAGGAAGAGGGAAACAUGGCAAGCGAAGCUAUGAUUACAUCAGUGGUAGAUCCAGAGGUAUGCGCUGGCAACAACGAAGAACCAAAUGUGUUAUUGGAGGAAUGAACAAUAUCUACCAUAAACAAACUGUCAUUUAUUUCAAUAACUAUUUUCCCUUUAUAUAACAGGGUGUGGGGAAGAUAGGACACCAUUAGCACAUAUUAUCAAAAAAUAUCCCGAUCUUGUUUUAAACACCUAACAACGGUCUAUGGGAGUCGUGAGAUGCGAUUUCAUAACUCUUUGAAAAUUAUUUGUUUACCACCAAAUGUGACGAGAAAAUGCAAUGAAAAAAGUGUCCCAUUUGCCCCCAACUUGCUAUAUAACGAUUACCACGGCUCACUAAAAAUAUAGUAGUCCAUGCACUCACAUACUUUACGCUUUGUAAAUACACGCCUGCUGGUUAGCAUCUGUAUAUAAACGUCUAGAAUUCGCAUGUCCUACUUUUUGAAGUAAUAAUCCAUCAGCAGGCAAUAUUUUUUGUAAAUAAAUAAACUUUAUCCCGAUAUAUGA